AUGAGGCGUGGGGCCAGCUUGCAAAGCCGACGCAGUAAGGGUUCUGGAUCCGGGAGCAGAGACCGCGACCCCCUCUCAAAAGGCAGCCCCCGUGCCCUGCGUCGGCGCUACACUCACGAUCCGCAGCUCCACACUGUCAGCCGCCCGCGCUCUUCCUCGGCCACUGAAACAGCGCCCAGUAGCCCUGCCCCUGGAUGCAUAGGGGGGGAAGUGGUACUGUCUUCGGGAUACCAGUCGACGGAUGAGACGGACAGGGUCGAGCGGUCGGAGGUGAGCACAUUGGGCCAGACUGCAUUUGCACUUGACCCUUCGUCUCCAGUGACAGAGGACGCUACUCCUGAUCCUCAGCGCACCAAGCAAGCAAUCGGCCAGCUUCAGCAGAAGAUUCUAAAGCUCACUGAGCAAAUUAAAAUCGAGCAGACGGCCCGUGACGACAAUGUUGCAGAGUACCUCAAACUGGCCAACAACGCGGACAAACAGCAAAGCGCACGCAUCAAGCAGGUUUUUGAGAAAAAGAACCAGAAGUCAGCACAGAGCAUCCAGCAGCUGCAAAGGAAACUGGAUCAUUAUCACCGAAAGCUCCGGGAAGUGGAGCACAACGGCAUCCCUCGGCAACCCAAGGACGUUCUUAGGGAUGUGCAGCAAGGCCUGAAGGAUGUCGGCGCCAAAGUGACAGGUUUCAGCGAGGGUGUUGUGGACAGUGUCAAGGGCGGACUGUCCAGCUUCUCCCAAGCCACACACUCGGCUGCCGGGGCCGUGGUUGCCAAACCAAGAGAGAUCGCCUCGCUGAUACGUAACAAGUUUGGCAGUGCUGACAACAUCCCCUCCCUCAAAGACUCGUUGGAUGACCCCUCAGGGGAAGAAGGAGCAGUGGGGGUUGUUGGGGCUCGUCCUCCAGGUGUCGCUAGCCAUCACCUCCGAUCCAGUCCGAAGUACGGGAGCGAGGAAGAUUGCUCGAGUGCCACGUCCGGCUCGGCAGGGGCUAACAGUACCGCGGGAGCACCCGGGGGUCCCCCUAGUUCUAAGGGGAACACUCUGGAGAGGACUCAAUCCUCGGGCCUCGACAUGCUACUGCAGGAGAUCCAGGAACUGAGGGAUGGCCAAGCCCGGCUUGAGGAGUGUCUAGAAGGCUUGAAAAGUCACUACCAGCGAGACUACACGCUGGUCAUGCAGGCUCUGCAGGAGGAGCGCUUCAGGUGUGAAAGGUUAGAGGAGCAGCUAAACGAUCUGACUGAACUUCAUCAGAAUGAGAUCCUCAACCUCAAGCAGGAGCUGGCCAGCAUGGAGGAAAAGAUUGCCUACCAGUCCUACGAGCGGGCGCGAGACAUUCAGGAGGCGCUGGAGGCGUGCCAGACCCGAAUUUCCAAGAUGGAGCUUCAGCAGCAGCAGCAGCAGGCUGUCCAGUUGGAGGGUCUGGAAAAUGCAACGGCCAGGACUCUGCUGGGCAAAUUGAUCAAUGUGCUCCUGGCCCUGAUGGCUGUCCUGCUGGUUUUCGUGUCCACCGUGGCCAACUGUGUGGUUCCGCUCAUGAAGACGCGUUCGCGCUCCUUCUGCACUCUCCUGCUUGUCAUCCUCAGUGCCUUCUUGUGGAGAAACUGGGAUGCACUCUCUGGUUACACACAGCGAGCCCUGCGACCCCCCGGAUGA
This is a messenger RNA of Nerophis lumbriciformis (worm pipefish), 1647 nucleotides long. The record is from RefSeq and is a predicted model, not a curated record. Lineage: Eukaryota; Metazoa; Chordata; Actinopteri; Syngnathiformes; Syngnathidae.